Molecule: messenger RNA, 2110 nt
Organism: Panicum virgatum (switchgrass)
Lineage: Eukaryota; Viridiplantae; Streptophyta; Magnoliopsida; Poales; Poaceae
Product: transcription termination factor MTEF1, chloroplastic-like
Exons: 3
Coding region: 70-909 (279 amino acids)
Biological process (GO): regulation of DNA-templated transcription
Molecular function (GO): double-stranded DNA binding
Source: RefSeq, a predicted model, not a curated record
GCGCACAGCAGCCGUCGGCCGCUGCCCCCCAAAACCCCAGCCAAACUCCUCCGCCUGUCCGCCACCGCCAUGGUCACCCGCACGCGCCUCCCGCUCCCGUCUCCCCACACCGCCACGGGCGGCGGCGGCGGCGGCGGCAGCGGCGGCGUGGAGUUCCGCCGCAAGCUCCACUUCCUCUCAUCCGAGCUCCACCUCGAUCCGUUCCCGCUCCUCGCCGCCAACCCCGCGCUCCGCUCGGCGCCGCUGCCGCUCCUCCGCGACUCCCUCCGCCUCCUCGCCUCCCACGGCCUCUCCGCCCGCGACGCCGCGCGCGUCUUUUCGUCGUUCCCCUCCCUCCUCACCUCCCCGCCGGGCGAGCCCCUCCGCUUCCUCUCCGCCGACGCGCCGCUCCCGCCGCCGCGCCUCCGCGCCGCGGUGGUCCGGUCCCCGCGCCUCCUCGCCGCGUCCGUGCCCGGCACGCUUCGCCCCGCGCUCCUCUUCCUCCGCCGCCGCGUCGUUCUCCUCCGGGAGCCGCUCCCGCUCGCCGCCGCGCUGCUCCUGGCCUUCUCCGUCGAGCGCACCCUCCUCCCCAAGCUCCUCUUCCUCCGCGACGCCACGGGGCUCCCUGACCCCGCCGUCUGCGCGCUCCUCAGGCGCGCGCCCGCCAUCCUCUCCUACGGGAUUGAGACCAACCUCACGCCCAAGCUCCGGUUCCUCGCGGAGCGCAUGGGGAGGGACCCCGCCGUGGAGCUGUCCGAGUUCCCGCACUACUUCGCAUUCAGCUUGGAGGGGAGGAUCAGACCGAGGCACGACGCGCUGAGGGAGAGGGGCAUUGAAAUGUCGCUCAAAGACAUGCUCACAACCAACGAUGACGACUUCAGGGAGCGGCUGAUCAAGGCGACGUUGUCCGACGCCAAGGCGAGGUUGUGAGCUUGCAUUCAGAAGCACUGUGUGCUUGGCAGUGAUUUGAGUUCGUGUUCAGCUAAACAAGAUUACCUUACAACAUCACCAAUGGCACCGGCAGCAAUUUGGGACGCACACUAUGUUUCACAUGUCAUUUCAAGGUCAGCCUUGACGAUAAGGCUAAGAUACAAAGUUCUCCAGGAGAUAGGCAUGGAAUUGUUGCCUGACUGAAUGGCUGAAUGGAUAAUAUCACACAUACAGUGUCAUAUAAGCAGCGAUGGUGUAAAAAUUAGAUGCCACGGCUGAAGGUAUCAAACACAAAGUUAUGUUUCCUCUACUUGCUGUGGUGGAAGACGAAGAAUGGGCCUGAUGCAUGAGUUGUUGGAGAACAAUGCAGUGAUGAAUAGUCAUGGAUCUCCCUGGACAUAGGGAGGAGCCUUUUAUGUGAAUAAUUUACCUCUUGGCUUAUGUACCAUUUGCUUUCUGGAUUUCUGUGGGGACUUGAGUCAGAAUCUAUGCGACCAUAAAGUAGCCCAUUGCUGACAUUAAGCUGUUUUAUUGUGGAUCGGAUCUCAUCUACACGGACAAAAGCAUCAUCAUCUGUUUUCAUCACAUACUUGGCAAAUACAGCACUGGUCUGGUCACACAAAACACAGUUAAGCACACUGAAUGACGAGAAGCAGGGAAUGGAGAAGUGUAACUUUGUGAUAAUAAUGUUUACCCCAUAGAUGCAUAUUGCUAGUGUCUUCCAUGUUAUCAGGCUGUAGUAAUCUACGAAGGGCAACACCUGGAUGUCACCAUAUGUGCGUGCCUCAUUCCAGAGUUCUUCGUUUACCAUGAGGCCAACAAAAAACCGUACUGCUACUGCUCCUUGGCGCACGGCAUCAUAUUGCAUCCACGUCCUUCGAAUUACCAUCCUGCGCUUGAAGUUGUUUGCUGUUGAAAAUAUGCCAAUCAGAAGGUCUACAUCUUUGCCAGCUGGAACAGGUGAUGACUUCAGCAUUUCAAUAUUAGAGUUCUCCAAGUCUUCUGAUGUGGGCAAGCCGCUUGCAAUCGCACUCACAAGUUUGAAAUCACCAGAAAUUCUUACUUCAGUAACAAACCAAGGUUCCAAACCCUAGUAACAGAAGCACCAGUUCGUUAGGAUUGGUCUUAUAUCAGAUUUUUUUUUAAUGAUCGACAUGUAAGAAAUUUACCGCUCUAUAUGCGAAUGAAGUGAUGUGUUUUC